This is a messenger RNA of Cyphellophora europaea CBS 101466, 3144 nucleotides long. RefSeq lists its product as uncharacterized. Gene Ontology annotation, molecular function: inositol hexakisphosphate binding. The record is from RefSeq and is a predicted model, not a curated record. The transcript has 3 exons. The coding region runs from base 1 to 3144 and encodes 1047 amino acids. Gene Ontology annotation, cellular component: Golgi apparatus; plasma membrane; cytoplasm. Gene Ontology annotation, biological process: phosphate ion transport; cellular response to phosphate starvation. NCBI's taxonomy places the organism in Eukaryota, Fungi, Ascomycota, Eurotiomycetes, Chaetothyriales, Cyphellophoraceae.
AUGAAGUUCGCAAAAGACUUGGACGACGACCUCGUCCCAGAAUGGAGGUCCAAGUACCUGAACUACAAGGGAGGCAAGAAGAGGAUCAAAGCCGUCACUCGAGCACUCAGAGACGCACACCGAACUCCAAACCAAGCCGCCCGCGCGCAAAGACCGGGAUAUCAGACUCCAGGCCAGCUAUUCACUCACUAUGACUACAAUGCGCGUCGUUCCCGCACGCAGCCCCAGCUGGACGGAGCUGCCGAUCACGUUCCUCCCCAUCAAAGGCCAAAUCCUGACCGCACCCGUCGCGAGAGCGGCACCCUGUUUGCUCAAUCCCCACCUGUCCUCAUACCUAGUAGCCAACCCGAUAGUCAAGUCCAAAGCUCACGGACUUCACCUGAGGCCAGCCCACAAGAAGACACGCCUUUACAACCGGCAAGGACGGCCCGCUAUGGUAGUAUCAUUGGCUCGCCUCCCAAUGACCCUGCAAGAUUGCCUAGCUUAGACCUUCCAGAUCCUGCCAUGAGUCCUACCAGUGCUCGUCAACAGCAAACCACCGACGCAAAACCCCAUUCCAAUCUACCCCCUCCAGUCACUCAACCGGAACAGUCUUCGCCAGAUCCGUACCAUGUUGGACAAGAUAGCACAAAGAAAGGCAGUCUCGCUCGACGCAUGUUUGCAAAGAAGCAUCAGACAUCGCAGCCCGCCGCAGAGAAUACAACCGUACCGAACACCAUCUCCCGCUCGAGACUACGUCGUAUGUUCAGCUCUGGGUUGCGACAGAGCCCUGCUGGUGGUGACGUGCAACUUGAAGCAUACGAAAAGCUAGAUGCAAGACAAGAUGACUUCUUCACUUUCCUGGAUAAGGAGCUCAACAAAGUGGAAGAGUUCUACAAAUUCAAGGAAGAAGAGGCCAAUGAUCGAUUGCGAGUUCUGCGAAAACAGUUGCACGAGCUGCGUGAUCAUCGCCUAGACGAAAUCAACUCCCUGACUAACCAAGCUCACGCCGCCGCCCAGAAUGGGGCUCUCAAUGGCAUGAGUGACAAGCAAAAAGGCCCUCUGAGCAAGGCUAAUGGGUUCGGCACUGCUGCCCUCAAGCCAAUUGGCGAUUUUGUCACCGGUAAAUCCAAAAUCGGCCGUGUCUCGACGUCCUUGCAACAGCACACUUCGCCUCAAAUUCUUUCCGAAACCUCCGACGGGAAUGGAGCUGCGGAUGACAGAGCUGAUUUCGUAAGGAGGCAGCAGCAUGCACCAUCCUACCGCGUUGCCAAGCGGCGCUUGAAGCUGGCCAUGCAAGAGUAUUACCGUGGCUUGGAGCUGCUGAAAUCAUACUCGAUGCUGAACCAGACGGCUUUCCGGAAAAUCAACAAGAAAUACGACAAAGCAGUGAAUGCCCGUCCCCCUCUCCGUUAUUACUCCGAAUAUGUUCAGAACGCCUACUUUGUCAAAAGUGAUGUUAUCAACCAUCACAUGGUGACGGUCGAGGAUCUUUACUCACGCUACUUCGAAAGGGGCAACCACAAAGUUGCUGUGGGAAAGCUGAGAUCCAAGCUGAAAGGCGGCGACUACUCUGGCGUUACCUUCCGAAAUGGCCUCUGGCUGGCCGCUGGUACCUGCCUGGGCAUCGCCGGCCUCAUCGAGGGGCUGAGGCUGCUCUUCCGAUCUGAGGGCAUACGGGCCACGCAGACGAGUUAUUUGCUCCAACUGCACGGUGGCUACUUCUUGGCUGUGCUCCUUGGUCUGCUUUUCAUUCUCAAUUGCAGAGUCUGGAAGGCGAACCGAAUCAAUUACGCCUUUGUCUUCGAAUUCGAUCCGCGACAUACACUCGACUGGCGACAACUUGCCGAAUUGCCCUGCUUCUUCCUGUUUUUGCAAGGCCUGGUCAUCUACCUUAAUUUCCGUCACCCUGAUGUCGAUGCCCUUUUCCUCUAUUGGCCAGUUUUACUCAUUGCCAUCACCGUUCUGAUCAUGGCUCUGCCUUUCAAGAUCAUCUAUCCCCACGCCCGAAAAUGGUGGGCCUAUUCCAACUGGCGCCUGCUUUGUGCUGGACUUUACCCCGUCGAGUUUCGAGACUUCUACCUUGGCGACAUGUAUACCUCCUCAUCCUACACAAUGAGUCAGGUUGCUCUGUUCUUCUGUCUGUACUCCAACGAGUGGGACAAUCCGCCUCGAUGCAACUCGAACCACUCGCGGCUCCUCGGCUUUUUCACUGCUCUUCCAGCAAUUUUUCGAGCGCUGCAGUGCUUGCGGCGUUUCAAGGACUCCCGCAACUGGUUUCCUCACAUGGCCAACUUUGCCAAGUACUGCGGCAACAUACUCUACUACACAUCUUUGAGCUUAUAUCGGAUCGACCAGUCGUAUCAGACACGAGCAGCCUUCAUGACGUUUGCUGCGCUGAACGCCGUCUAUUGUACGCUUUGGGACAUCUUAAUGGACUGGUCCUUGGGCGACUGGGUCUCCAGCAACAAAUUCCUGCGUGCGCGCCUUGCAUACAAGAAAAGAAGAAUAUACUACGCAGCGAUGAUGGUCAAUAUCGUGCUGCGGCAGCAGUGGAUUGUGUAUGCAAUCUUCACGGAAGAUCUACAACAUUCGUCUGCCGCAAGCUUCUUUGUUGGAUUUGCUGAAGUUUUUCGACGAGGCAUGUGGUCGCUUCUCAGAGUUGAGAAUGAACAUUGCAACAAUGUGGACAAGUUCCGUGCCUAUCGCGAUGUGCCCCUACCUUACAAGCUGGCUGAGGAGGAGAGCGUGUCACAACGGCCAAGCGUCGGUAUUCGUCCCGACAUGCAGCCUAGAGCUAUUCCCGACGGGGUCCAGGGCGCCACUGGCGCAGACGUGGAACGGCAGUUCACUGGCGACACCGAGACCAGCUCUAUACGCCGCAGGCGUAUCGAGUCUCAACCGACGCCUACCUUCCGUGCUCUUGCCCGCGUCGCAACAGUACUCGCCUCAGCCCACACUCAAGACUUUGAAAAGAGAAGACGUCCUGUUGGACAGACACCGGAAGACGAGGCGCUUGACCCGAAUGAUAGCAGUGAUGAGGAAGAUGAUGAGGCUGAUGCUCAAGAGGAGAUCCGAGCGUCAACUGAGAUACCAGAUCGCGGGAGGUCUGAGCAGGCUCGUGAUACACACGAGAGACCUGCACGCAGUGGUCGCCCGGCCUGA